CUCGCCAAAUGUGAAAUGUUGACUGUUGUACUUAUUUAAGAACGGAGGUAGUAUUCUUUUAGGAUUUCGCAUCUCAUACGGAGUAUUUUGUAUAUGAUCAUUUCCUUUUGAAACAGAUGUAUAGGAGCUUGAGGCGGAGGCCUGGUUUGGCAGAGCAAGGUAGUGAUUUUUCAUGCGUAUCUUUUCCAUUUCUUUUCAAGAUCUUCAUUCGAAAAAGGGAUUGCUUUUUUUUUUUUAUCUUUCGUUUUUUUUUUUGCGGCGGAGUUAAUGAAGAUUCCCAAAAUGGGAAAAACAAACAGGCCCUUGCCGGUGCAGUCAACCAUCCACCUUCUGCUUCCUCUCCUUCUUCAUCAUCGUCUCUCCUCCUUCACAACUUCUCUCUUCCGGCGGCGGCACGGCCGGUAACUUCCCACCGGAAAAGAAUGUGCGGCGGCGGCGAAAAAUGUAUCUUUAGUGGUGGGGUGAAGGAGAAUAAUGGGAAAGGUGGUGGGGGAGAGGGAUUAAGAAGGGAAUGUCCGAGUCACAGUCUUCUAGACUACGUCUCACUCGGAGCUCAGCCCCUCCCUUCGUCUUACCUGAGUCUUCAUCAGCAAGAAGUUGACUUUUUCAAGGAGGAUAUGAGGAAUGGACACGUGGAACUUGAAAAGUAUGUCAUAACCAAGUCAUUAACGAAACCCCUGGCCUGAAGCCUUCCCUGAUUCAAAGUAUCAACCUCAUGUUGAACUUGCUCUAAGGUUGAAGAAAAGCGGUUACAUUACUGGAUGUUCUGUUGGUGAUACUGUGCCAUAUAUCAUCUGCUGUGAACAAGUCCGCCAUGACUUAUUGCGGUCUGUAACGUGUGUACGGAGGACGAAGAAUUCUGUUAGUAAUCAGUGACACGUGGCACACGAUCCACAACAAGUGGAAGUUAGGCAUAGCACUCGGGUGAUAAAAGAUGAUAUAAGACUGAAAGAUUACACCGUUGGGUCAAGUUGGAGGUGAAACUUCUUCCUGAACCCAUCUUCUUCAUCUCAGAUUUUCUCCUUUUCUCAAUAUUCUCUAAACACUUCCGUUCAUUUUAUUUCUAAACUAGGUGAAGAAUAAUGUUGUUGUUCAUUGAGAGAUGGAUAUCUGGAGCCAACCACUUUAAUUGUUCCGUUGUUUUCUUCUUCUUAAUGUUUGAGGCUUGUUUCCAGACAAUUGUUGCUAUUGAUAAAUUUGUAGUCGUACUCUUUUUAUAUAUUCUACAUUAUAUCGUUUCACGGUCACUCUUUCUUACACUGUUGAGCUACAGAUCAUGGCUUCUGCUCCCUGUGAAUAGGGAAAUCCUACAAGUAGCUCUGUGGGGAUUGCUCAACGGGCAAGACAUCCCGAUGAGCUGAAGAAUGAUAAUACAAAAUGGAUAAUCGACAUAGAUUUUUACCUUGCACAACAGGUAUAUUGCUCUAUACAAAAUUAGCCGUUGCCAUUUUUUGUUUUACAAAUAUUUUAUUGU
Molecule: messenger RNA, 1474 nt
Organism: Cuscuta epithymum
Lineage: Eukaryota; Viridiplantae; Streptophyta; Magnoliopsida; Solanales; Convolvulaceae
Source: the annotation of a GenBank genome assembly